GGGGCGGCCUCCAUCUGAACUCUUCCCCCCCCCCGAAGAAAAUUGAUUCCAGACCCAACUCUGAAACCUAACUAGCCUUUGAUCCAAUCCAGAAGAAAUCCUAAUGAAUUAACUCCUUGAUUCAUGUGUUGUCUCUUGAUUCCGAUAAACUUCAUAUAAUUUAGAGUGCAAUGGAUGUAAAAGCAUUGGCAAAAUCAAAGAGAGCACAUUCUCAGCAUCAUUGUAAGAGGCCUCAUGGCAGCCAUCAGAAUCAGAAGCUUAAACCCUCUUCAUCAGGUGGCUCAAAUGAUGCUGCAACAACUGCUAACAAGUCAUUGGGUAAGCAAUUGAGCGAGAAAGCCCAUCGCUCUAAGGGUUCGCCAGCUCUCCCCUCGAAUUGGGACCGUUAUGAUGAUGAAGAUUUGGACGCGGAAUCGGAAGGGCUCUCUCUUGACAGUUCCAGUAAAACUUCUGAUAUUAUUUUGCCUAAAAGUAAAGGGGCGGAUUAUUGCCAUCUGCUUGCUGAGGCCCAGUCUCGAGAAAAUACCAGUUUGGAUGGCGUUACAUCUUUGGAUGACGUUCUUUCUGGGGAGUUCAACGAGGGCUUAAGUGCUAUGCUUGCAGUCAGAGGAGAGGGCAUUCUUUCAUGGUUUGGGGAUGAUAAUUUUGUUGUAGAGGAUAAGACAAGUGGAACUCACGAGGCAUCAUUUCUUUCCUUAAACCUGCACGCUCUAGCAGAAAAUCUUGCCAAAGUUGACUUAUCAAAGAGACUUUUCAUUGAGCCUGACUUGCUACCCCCUGAGCUGUUUGCCGAAGGCUCUACAGCUAGCAGUGACAAACUACCUCGUAAACUGAAAACUACAGAGCCAGCUGAAGAAUCUAUUCUAGAUGAUUUUGCGGCAGAUGAUAAGAUUGUUGAUCAGUUUACAUCAUCUGGGUCCCGUGAUCGCAACCCAGCUGCUUCAACCCUGCCAUCAACCGACGCGAUUGUUGUACCUGGAAAUUAUGUUGAAUGUGGGCAGAUUCACAGUUCAGGCCAAAAUAGAGUACUUUAUCCCAUUUCGGAAGUUAACUUAUCUUCCACCGAAAAUCCUACAAGCAAACUCUCGACGUUUGAAGUUGCUGAUGCUGAAGAUGAAUUAGAUAUGCUUCUUGAUUCAGUUAGUGAGAUCAAGAUUAUGGACUCUCCUGCCUUUACGUCCAACUCCUCUUUUCCUGCUUCUGGAGGAAUCUCUGCUCUGGGCUCACAGAUUCUUAAUAAAGAACCAGAUUCAUCCAAAACCAUGCCAAUUACUGCCAGUCUCGAUGAUGAACUUGAUGACUUGUUGGAGGCAACAUCGAAAGUGAUGGAGCCAAACGCUUCAUUACAGCCACUUGAAGAAAAGCCUGUCCUUCAUGGUACACAAUCUUCUUCUUCACAUUCUAGAAGCAACGCUAAAACGUUAGAGGAAUUAGAAUCAUGGUUAGAUACAAUUUGAGCGAGGUUGCCUUUUCCCGCGAGAGUUUAAUGUAGAUCCAUCGAGUUUUGAAGUUGUUACAGCGUGGAUGAAAUUCUUGAUGAACAUGGAAAAUGACCUUCUGUCAUCUUCAGCUGGAAGUGUGGAUCCUCAUAAUUGCCCAUUGAUUGUAUAUGUGACUCUAUAAUCAUAGUAUAAAGAAUUAAUUCCUCGUUGCUUUUAGCUCCA
Prosopis cineraria is the source of this 1664-nucleotide messenger RNA. Its product is annotated as protein ECERIFERUM 16. Lineage: Eukaryota; Viridiplantae; Streptophyta; Magnoliopsida; Fabales; Fabaceae. The transcript has 4 exons. The record is from RefSeq and is a predicted model, not a curated record. The coding region runs from base 171 to 1457 and encodes 428 amino acids.